Cimex lectularius (bed bug) is the source of this 825-nucleotide messenger RNA. Its product is annotated as larval cuticle protein 1-like. NCBI's taxonomy places the organism in Eukaryota, Metazoa, Arthropoda, Insecta, Hemiptera, Cimicidae. The coding region runs from base 72 to 458 and encodes 128 amino acids. The record is from RefSeq and is a predicted model, not a curated record. Gene Ontology annotation, molecular function: structural constituent of chitin-based larval cuticle. The transcript has 3 exons. Gene Ontology annotation, cellular component: chitin-based extracellular matrix.
AGAUAUUCAGUUUCCGAAUAAUAGCGAUUACUAAAACUACCUUUCCUCUUCGGUCGUACUGCGGCAAAACAAUGGCCACGGUUGUUUGUGCUUCAUUCUUGUUAAUUUGGGCUGUAUUCCUGUGCCACGCUCCAGCGGUCAAGUUGCAGAGAAAAUCGCCCCCCUAUUCAAUAAGGACUCUGGAACAUUAUUUCAACAGGGACACUUUCGGAGGAUACACAUUCAAGUUCAGGAACACGGACGGCACCAGCCGUUACGAGAACGCGAUAUUCGUUGGCGGAGUGCUGUCCGUGAUGGGUACGUACUCCUACAGGGACGGAAACGGAGAUCUCCAGACUGUGAGAUAUGUCUCGGAUGAGAACGGCUAUCGCACCGUGAAGUGUGACAGGGGUUGGAGGAGAAUGAGAAAGGGGCCGCCUGACUCUUUCAUGAACCCACGUCUCGGUGCGAACCGCUGAAUUAUUUCUUGCAACUUUACCCAUACGCAAUCUCGCUCGACUCGAGAAUAAUUUAUUAACUAGUUAACUUCCCUUCUCCUACCAAUGAAAUAGUAAACGCUUCUUAUAAACUUUGGCCUACGGCAAUUUUCUCUGAAUUUUUAAACUUUUGUUUCCAAUUUCCACCCUUUAAUGACAGAGGGAAAUUGUUUAAACGGCUAUCCUUUCCUUACUCUUCAAUCAAAAACAACAAACAAAGAUCAAAAUUUUACAUUAAACAAAAAGCUAUUUUAAUGAAUAAAUGUUCAAUUGAUAUUUUUUUCAUUCUAUUGCUGGGUUUAUAAUAUUGUACACAAAAAUUGUUGUAUGAUUGAUAUUGUCUUCUGCA